AGAACUAAAGCUUGGAUCGUCCAGGAUCAUCUAGUCAAGUAGUCUCUCUGACAAAACAGUUCCGUUUCAACCGGAAGUGGGUUCCAACACCACGCUUAGCCGGAAGUUAGCAGGCGCCGUCCUUCCUGUGCACAUAGCCUAUUUAACCCUGGUUCAGCGCCAUUGGAAGGACGUUAUUUUUAUCGUUGCAGCGGAGACGGUAUCUUUUGGACGACAUACAGAAAUUAUGGAGAUGCCAGAAAGUACAAAAAGGAGGACAAUAUUGGCAAAAGUGGGGGAACAUUUGCUUAUGCUCGAAAAGGAGCAUUUAAGCACGUUGCCUUUUGCAAUUAUUGACUUUAUAAAUGGGGGAUUGGCAGUGAUUCCAACCAAAUGGUUUACUGGGCCUGAGGAGGAUGAAUGCUACUGGCCACCAGCAAGAGUUAACAUUGCAAAGGCGGUCAUAGAACAACAGGACCCCCACCCUGACUGGGCAACAUACAAGUUGUCUGUCAAGAGAAAAGCAGCAACGUACGAGAUGGCCCAAAUAAAAUUGUUUGAGUUUGAACAGAACAUGGAUGUUCCGACAGGAUCUGAUUCUGCGGAGAACAUGGGAAGGGGGAAGCGCAAAAAGAGGUCUAGGAGAGAGAUUUUGUCCAGUGAGGAUGAAGAUGAUGAUAACCCUUUACCUCCACUACCUCCAUCCAUCCUCAGGUCUACACCUCCUCUGCCUCCAGCCCCCCUCAGGUCAACCACGUCACCACCCGAAACCCCGCAAAUGCAAAUAAGGGACAGUAUGUUGUUUGUUCGCAUCCUGACACUCCUUGAGGAACUCAAAGAAACCUUACAAGUUCAUGGACGGAUGCUACAAACCCUGACGCAGCGUGGCAACAGUGGCGACACCCUUUCUUUCGUCCCAGAGGGUUUCCCCCUAAAGACAGUUGGGGAGGUCGAAGUGAUGGAGGAAAAACUGUCUGACCCAAGCUUCAUGUCUGAACUGGUCACAGCAGUGGCAGACAUUGGAGGGAGCACCGUGGAUGAGGCCACAAGACGCAUGAUGGUCUUCAUCAUGGACCACGACCUGUCAAGACAAUAUAACUUUGUGGGCCGGAAUGGAAAGCGGGAAUUCAGGACUUUAAAGCUGUUUGAAGUCAUAUUUGGAGCUUUAAAGAAGAACUCAUUAACCAGCCAGGUCACCAGGAAGGAUGUGGAGAGGGCAGUUUCAAAAUGGCUCAUUGGAUCAAGGGACAGGGGAGGCAAUAGACAGGCCCGACAGGUCCCUCCUUCUCCUACUAGUUCCACUUCUUGUUCAGCGGAAUAAAAUUUGUUGUAUACCUAGUUUCAUAACUGGUUAUAAUGGUUAUUAUCUGUAUCAUAUCGUGUGUGUAUUAUGUAUCUGAUUUAAUCUGUAAAAUACUAUUGUUGCAUUUGUCCUAAUAAAAACAUGAAUAAUG
Molecule: messenger RNA, 1433 nt
Organism: Fundulus heteroclitus (mummichog)
Lineage: Eukaryota; Metazoa; Chordata; Actinopteri; Cyprinodontiformes; Fundulidae
Exons: 7
Coding region: 227-1300 (357 amino acids)
Source: RefSeq, a predicted model, not a curated record